AUGGGAGCGCUUCAUGGCCGAGAACCAAGAAGCUCACACAACACUGGAGGGCAGCAUCCGCUUCGAGGGCCGCAAGGGAGGAGGAAGAAUGCCAUGAGGUGGGUGUUGUCAGAAAACCCGCAAAAGAAGGCGGGGAUCCCAACUUUUCUUCGUGCCCUGGUCCUGCUGAAACGAAAUGACAUGGAUGAAUUCACGGCGGUCGUCACUAUUGACGUUGAUGUCAGUAUAUGUCUAUCUCUAUCCAAGAAGAUCCGGAGCUUGUUCUCCAAGGAUGAGGAGGAUGACCCAGAGAACUUUGACCCGGAGCCUGCCAGGCAGCCUCGCAACUCGGCUUGGGUGGAUGAUGAGGUGAUCACGGUCAGUGAGCUCCAGAGUGUCAAACUGGAGCAGUUGGACGUUAUUCUGAGCACUAAUAUGCGCAAUGACGUUCAGGUGAAGGCUUGA
This is a messenger RNA of Pseudomassariella vexata, 444 nucleotides long. RefSeq lists its product as uncharacterized. The record is from RefSeq and is a predicted model, not a curated record. The transcript has a single exon. The coding region runs from base 1 to 444 and encodes 147 amino acids. Lineage: Eukaryota; Fungi; Ascomycota; Sordariomycetes; Amphisphaeriales; Pseudomassariaceae.